AUGAGCAUUGAAGCUGUGCCAAAUGAACCCACAAAUCAUUCUCACGACAAUGGAGUGGACUUUGCCGCGCCUCCACUCGCCUCUAGCAGCAUCCGUUUUGCAUGUAACAGUGGCUUUUCGCAGAAUACACGUUUUUGCCAUGCACAGUUUUUUCCACAGCCAGUUUUCGCACACCACGUUUCGACUGAAACAGUUUUCCCACAGAGCUAUCGCAACCGCAAGAGGCGGGAGCGACACCAGAAUCGAGUGAGAGAGAAAGCACACCUAGAAAGAGAAAGGAAACGCCGAAUGAUUUGGAACCAAGUUUGCCGAGAGAACCGCCUGCGUGAGAAUCAAGCUCAAGAACAAGAGCUUGUGCCCUCUAACGGGCCUCCCACACUUGAUGGUCAUGUCCGCAUUGGUGCCAUUAACAUGGAAAAGUCCAACCCUGAGAAACUGGAACAGUUAGUGCGACUAGCUUCCCGGCGUAAUUGGGAGAUUGUUGUUGUGUCUGAAGUCUCUCCUACGUCUCGACACCAUCGCCAGCCUAUCCAACAGUGCAGACACUGGAAAUGGGAAGGUUGGGAAAUGGUUCACACUGGCAUGGUGGGCGUGCUGUUGAAUCCCUCUUGGAGUGCCGCCUGGCACGCCUACCGGGCACCUAAGCACCGCUCUAACACUGGCCGAGUGCUGUCUGUGGCGUUACCGUGUGAUCCUUCCACUGACCCGUUGCGCAGACCUUCUGUUUGGAUUGUUACUGCAGUCUGGGCCCCAAUCUCGACUUCAACCACAGAGGAACUUGACGAGUUUUGGGAUGAAGUGGAGCAUGCAGCCUCUACCACUGAACUUGCCUUCAGUCCCUCGUGUGCCCUGUCCAGUGCCAUCAGCAGCAAUACCUUGCAUAUGGUGGCGGGUGAUUGGAAUGCGCAGCUGUAUGAGGAUCCCGCUGAACCUGCCGAUGUCCUAGGGAGGUAUCGCCCAACUGCACGGCAUCAGGUUGAUGACUAUGCGACUUGUCGUGUAAUGGCCUUGGGACGCUGGGUACAUGCCGAUAGCCAUCGUCCUGCAAUUGGCAAUCGGCACCGUGGCACUUGGUACUCUGCUAUUCAUCGUCGAUACUAUGAGAUCGAUUGGAUGCUUCUGCCUCGUGCUCAACUCCAGCGCUUGGUGAGUAUGACUCUUCGACACACUACAGAUGAUCUCCAAACUCAACAUUCUGCCAAGGAAUAUGUUUUUCGGCUGGCCGCAACACAGGCUCGACAUCGUGGUCCUCGUGUUCCCCGCCCUGACUUGUCGAUACUCCGUGGUACUUCGGAAGCAGCUGCAGAGGCGCGGGACACCUUGACACACCGAGUCGCGCAGGCCUGUGGCCCUGACACGUCCUUCGAUGACUUCCGACGGGUGGUGGCUCAUCAGACCCUGACUGUCUGUGGUGAGAUGCCGCGCUCUUGUCGGAAACCUUGGCUUCGCAGCCCCGCUGCAUCCAGAGAAAUUGGGGAUUUAAACACUGAGUGUGUUUGCCUUCGCAGGACUAAGAGAGAACUACAGCAGGCUCUACAUGAUACGCCGGAUGAUGCUUCUACACUGUCUCAGCUGGAUGCAUGUCGACAACGCCACAAUGACUUGAAAAAGCAGCAGAGAUGCCUUCUUCGUUCACUGGAACGCGACUACUGGGAACAAGUGUUGGCCUCGCAUCCUACACAGGCGGCCGACAGUUUCCGGUUCUAUAAAACCCUGCGCACUCUGCAAACAAAAGGCACCUACAAAGCCGCUCGUCAAAAUCCAUUUGCGCCUGACGAAUGGCGCGAUCACUUCUCCAACAUCAGCAGCCAACCGGAAUCGUUGCAUGCUGACGUCGAAAACUUCAUCACUACGCUGCCAGUUUCUGACCAUGUCCGACAGUGGUCGUUGACUCUUGAUGCUGACAUCACGGAUAAAGAAAUCAACACCGCCAUGCAACGGUUGCGAGCUGGUGCGGGGGGUGGCGAUGGUAUCCCACCCAUUGUGCUCAAGACGCUGUUCCAAGACCCUUCGUUGGCUUCGUUGAUCCGUGCCUAUGUCCGUCGACUGUGGUCCACUCCUGCUACUGAAUGGAAGGACCAAGGUCUGGAUGGCCCAGGACUGCAAGUUCCUCUUUGGAAACAGAAGGAGCCUUUCGCCAACAUGGACAAAUGGCGUGGGGUCGUCCUCCUUUGGUGCAUCCCUCGUGUCUUAGCUAAGGUGCUCAACCACCGAGGUCAACAAUGGUUCGAGACCACCGACCUCCCGCUGCCUGAGAGCUUUGGUUUCCGCACCGGUCUUGGAACAGAUGAUGCCUUGUUCAUGAUCCGUCGGUUGGAUGAAGAGAUCUCGGCGUGGCAAAGUUUUGGUUGGAAUGAGACCACCUAUGAGGCUGGGUUGAUGGACCUGCAGAAAGCAUACCCCACGGCCAACAAACUUCCCUUCUGGCAUUUGCUUUUCCAUCAUGGCGUACAAGCUCAGGGUCCCUUCAUCAAUGCGCUUCGUGGCUUCCACUGCUGCCGGGAUUACUGCAUCAAGACUGGCCCUGAUACAUCGCCGGCUUCCUUAAGCGCUCCUUAUCGGCCGGCUCGUGGAUUUGGCGAGGGUGACGGUACUUCGCCUUGGGCCUGGAACGUCUUGUACAGUGGUAUGGUUCGAUACUCUCUUGCAAAGCGCCCUGCCAGUGCAGCUCGUCGUGGUCUGGCAUGUGGUAUUCCAUGGCGAUGGCAUGAGUCCAUGGAUUUGUGCUCCAGCUGGACUCGCAAGAAUGAUGGACGACCCUCCAACCAAACUUGUGUCGAAGUCACCGUGUUUGCAGAUGACACCACCCUUCAUGGAUCCAGACAGGAGCUUCAUCAGUCCGAUGAACAUGGAUCCGCUGGCAUGGAUGUGUUUGCUCAGGCUGUGGCUGACUGGGGAUCUACUGAACACCCAGACAAGCGUGAAGUGCACACUUAUGGAACGCCUAGCCGGGUCUGUCUGGUUGGUGGUGGCAUCGACCCUGGUGAAGCAGUCAAUCGGAGCAUCCAGCGUGGUCUCAAAUGUUGGGCAAAGAUUCGCCCCGCACUUAAGAACAGUCGGCUUUCCCUCCAGCAGAAGGGGAAACUUCUCAUGACUUUCUUAUAUAGUGGCCUUGCCUACUCCUGCAAAACUCGGGCGACCCGCCAACGCGAUGUCCUUCGCAUGCAGGCAGUGAUGAACACCGCUUGCCGAUACUUGUGCCGAACUCGUCUGCCGAAAAUGCGUGAGCAACACGUCAACCACAGUGACUUGCGCGCUCUGCUUGGCAUUCCUACAGUGCAAGCUGCCAUGGACCGAGAACAAAUGAGGUGGCUGGGUCAUGUUUGCAGAAUGCACCCAGGGUUGAGCACGACCUAUGCCAAGACCUUUGCUCGCGGCACCAUUGACGUCGGCGCUUUUCAACGUCAGGCAUCAGCGCAUGGUGGUCGAAUCAGUGCGGAUCGCAAGAGCCUACCUGACAUGUGGGUUCAACUUUGCCACAAACACGGACUGGAUGAGAACCACCUUGAUGAAACCGCUCGGGAUCGUGACAAUUGGAAGGCGAUCCUUGACAGACGCUUUGCUCAAGCCCUGUUUGAAGAUCGGCAAGCCUCUCACCGGCACAUGGACACCCUGCCAAAUCCUGGCCUUGAACCUUGGAGUCGACCAGGUGACCGACGUGGUAUGUCACCCACUGCUCGUGAACGCAAGUCCGAACUUCAACGUCAGCGGAGACAGGCUGCCAAAGCACAACCGAAAGCAAAGGGUGCUGCUGUCCCUAUGCGGAGACCUGCUGCUGCAGCCAAGCGCCAACCGCGUCAAGUUCAGCGCCACCAUGACAAAAAGGUGUACUAUGCCGGACACAACCAACGGAAAGUGAGUGCUGAAGACCGUGAAGCUUGGGAAUAUGUAUGUGACUUCCCCGGCUGUGGCUUGAAGUUUGAAACUAGCAGGGCCCUCAACAUCCACAAAGGCAAAGCUAACAAACCUGGUGGAACUCAUUCGCAACUUUGA
Molecule: messenger RNA, 3993 nt
Organism: Durusdinium trenchii
Lineage: Eukaryota; Dinophyceae; Suessiales; Symbiodiniaceae
Source: the annotation of a GenBank genome assembly